AUGAAGCGAGGCGCAGAAAAACAGAUCUCAAAGGACGACGCGGACGAUGAUGAUGUUGAGGAAGUUCCGCCACCCGAAGGUUUCAGGAAGGCAGAUGAAAGUGUGCUAGCGACUAGGAAAAUUAAGGCUCUCCCUAAGCGGUCAUUAGCGGGAAGUGCGGCGACGUCCCCUUCUCCAUCUGCUCCUCCUACCCCAGAGCCUUUCAGCACACCCAAAUUUCCUGGAUUUUCCGGAUUUGGGGGAGCAGCAUCCAACUCUGCGCCUUUCACCUUCACUGCCAGUCCCAUAUUGUCAGACUCCCCUAAACCACAGGCAGUUCCUACGACCACUGCCUUCUCAUCUUACUCGUCUGCUUUUGGGACAACAGCGUCUACAUCAUUCCCAACAGCGGCAGCCUCGGCAUCUCCUGCCACAAAAGCCUCCGGGUUCAUGUCAGGCUCGUCGUCUGCCCCACCUUCCCAACCUACAUUACCGAGCAGCCCGUCCUCUGAUGCAGAGGAUGAAGAAUUCCGGGCCGAAGUAAAGUUACUCGUUAAUUUCCGCGGUCUUAACAUCUCGUUCUUGUCAGCGGUGUCCAAGGCCAUCGAGGACGAUCCAUUCACUGAUGUGGCAGACCUGGCGGAGCUAUACAAGUCUUACCGCGUGUCCGUCCAAACAGAGUAUGACGCAAAAGUUAAAGAGAUCCACGGACUCGAUACCGUAGCAGGUGCGAGUGCGGGUCCAUCAUCUGCGGAGGCUACCUUCGCGAGCAAACCAUCAAGCGUUACACCUCCCGUGACGUCACUAUCCCAGAAAGAGCCCACCUCGAUGCCCACACCCCCAGAGAGUUUUGCGGGAUUCAAGCCUCUCUCAGACAGUGCAUCAUCCUGGAAUACUACCAGUGCUAAACGCGAAGGUGCUGGUACCACUCCCCCGACCGCUCUCUCCUUUGCCAGUCCUACGCACUCUCCAGAUGCUCAAUCAUCGUCAGGGCCAGCACCUCCGAAGUCCGCAUUUGUUUUCGGUUCUUCUGGCUCAUCACCAAGCUUCUCUGCAACACCCGAACAACCCACAUUCACCUUCAACCCCGCGCCAUCCUCACCGAGCAAGGGGGAUACUAGCUCUUCGAGCAUUUCGGCAUUUUUUGGAGCGACCAGUUCGCCAUCCGCUUUCUCUAGUAAUUUGUUUGCGAAGCGGGCAGACGAGAAAGACAGAGAGGUCGGCACAGGAAGUCUGUUUGGUGGCCCAUCCGUGUUCGGUACUCCGGAGAAGUCUGCACCGGGCAGCAGCAACAGCGCCCUCACGUUCGGGUCUGGUUCUCCCAGCAGGCCGUCGGUCUUCAACGGCCUCAGCAAGAGCAGCGGGAGUAUAGGCAAUCCUGUCGGAUUUGGAUUCGGCAGCCCACCGAGGUCACCGGAUCUGGAGGCCUCAGCAUCUACAUCUACAUCCACAUCCACGGCGAAGCUCCCAGGAUUCUUCUUGGCGCCGCCUCAGACCGCAGAGACCAGCCGCAGUAGUAGCCUGGAGGCGCAACCUAGCACCGGUUCCAUUGGCUCCAUGGAAGGCACCCCUGCUCCAGACACGGAAGGCGAAGGUGCAGAGCCUGCGCAAAUCCUCAUGUCAUCAUCAUCAUCCGUCCAUGACCUAGAAGGAGAAGGAGAAGAAAAUGAGGAAGCAACGCAUGAAGUUAGGAGUAAGGUUUUCAAGAUGGUGAAGGACAAGGACGGCAAGGACAAAUGGAGUGAUAUGGGCGUAGGUAUCUUGCGACUGAAAAGGAAUAAGUUGACUGGUGCUCGCAGGAUGUUGCUACGGAAUACUAGCACGGGCAAGGUCACCAUCAACUUUAAGCUCUACUCGGGCAUGAAUGCUUCAGCGAAGCGUAACAUGGUCUCAUUCAUAGGACACGACGAGGGUACGGCGACGCCGUUCCGGGUACGAACGAAAACAGAAGACCAAGCCAGUGCCCUGAAACUCGCUUUGGAUCGCGAGAUUGAAUUCGUGCGGGCCAAGUCGGACACGCCAUGA
This is a messenger RNA of Sparassis crispa, 2004 nucleotides long. RefSeq lists its product with no specific name. Gene Ontology annotation, cellular component: nuclear pore. Gene Ontology annotation, biological process: intracellular transport. The transcript is spliced from 6 exons. Bases 1 to 2004 code for a protein of 667 amino acids. The record is from RefSeq and is a predicted model, not a curated record. Lineage: Eukaryota; Fungi; Basidiomycota; Agaricomycetes; Polyporales; Sparassidaceae.